AUGAGCUCGGAUUCGGAGAAUGAGCUUGAAGCGUCCCCACCGGAAAGGGAAGACGAGCAUGCCGAUUCGUCCGCUCUGGACUCACUAAGCGACGAUGCAGAUGAACGACCUCAAAAUGUAAUCACACAGAAAGAUGUAUUCGGAAGCGAUACAGAAUCCGAUGAACCGUCCCCACAAUCGUCACCGCCAGCAGUUUCACAGAAAAAGAAGACGGAUCAUAAAGCUAAAAAGCGUUUUGUUCGUCAUUCGGAUGAGAGUGAUUUAGGCCAAUCAGACCAGAACAGCGAUACUGGUAGUGACGAUGCUCACACACAGUCUGCCGCAAAACGUUCCUCAAAGGACGCCCCGAGAUCGAAAGUGGCAUCUAAUCGUCGAACACUGGACUCGGGUUCCGAUCUGUCUGAUGCCGACGGUGGUGCGGAUAAUGUGCAGGCCCAUUCGGAUCGUCGUGAACCGGCGGACAGUGAGGAGGAUGAGGGAGACAAUUUUUCACGGCGUCGCAUUCAACGUCACAGUUCCUCAUCCCCGGACCAAUCGAACUCUGAGAUGGAAAACGACGAACAGUCGCAUAAACGACCUACGCAUUCCGGUCGAACUCGUGUUAGUCGCGGUGAUGAUGAUGAUGAGGAGGACGAAGAUGACGAAGAGCAACAAGAGGAGGAGGAGGCGGAAGACCAGGCCAGAGAAGAAGAGGAAGAAGAAGAAGAAGGCCGAGGGAGAGGAAGCCACGCAAGUGAUGGAAAUCAAAGCGAGGGAGGUGAUGCAGAUCAGGAACCAGAUGAGACGAGAAUAGCUGUCGAUUUUCCGUUGAUACGUGCUGAUUUGGGCAAGGAAAUGUACUUGGUCAAAAUGCCUAACUUUCUCUCCGUGGAAACGCGUCCGUUCGAUCCAAAUUUCUAUGAAGAUGAAUUGGAUGAGGACGAAGUAUUGGACGAGGAAGGUCGGACGCGGUUGAAACUGAAGGUGGAAAAUACUAUUCGGUGGCGUUACGGACAAACUCCCGAGGGUGAACUGGUGCACGAAUCCAAUGCGCGUAUUGUUCGCUGGUCUGAUGGUUCAUUAUCAUUGCAUUUGGGCGAUGAAAUUUUCGAUAUUCACAAAGUGGACAUUCACUCGGAUUACAAUUAUCUGUUCAUCCGUGAAGGUAGCGGUCUACAGGAAGUCUCAACUGUCUAUUCGGAAUCUGAAUCCGAGUCGUUGAGUGACAUCUCAGAGUCCAAAUCACGAAAAAGAGCUCGAGCCAAGAUCAUUGACGACGAGGAGGAGGCGGACAGUGACUAG
Molecule: messenger RNA, 1281 nt
Organism: Echinostoma caproni
Lineage: Eukaryota; Metazoa; Platyhelminthes; Trematoda; Plagiorchiida; Echinostomatidae
Source: the annotation of a GenBank genome assembly